This is a messenger RNA of Lotus japonicus, 873 nucleotides long. RefSeq names its product protein FAR1-RELATED SEQUENCE 5-like. NCBI's taxonomy places the organism in Eukaryota, Viridiplantae, Streptophyta, Magnoliopsida, Fabales, Fabaceae. The record is from RefSeq and is a predicted model, not a curated record. Bases 1 to 873 code for a protein of 290 amino acids. The transcript is spliced from 3 exons.
AUGGCAGAUGUGAAUGAAUAUUUCUCUAUUGACUUGUCUAAUGAUGGAGGUAUGAGUGAGGAUGAUGAUUCUGAGGCUGUGGCUGAUGAUGGAAAUAAUGAGAAUUCUAAUCCAGAUCGUUGCAAAUUAAUCCCUGACUUGACAGCUGAUGAGAUAAGGGAGCUGGUGUUUUGUUCUGAGAAGGAUGCUGUUGAAUUUUACCAACACUAUGCCCAUUUCAAAGGUUUUGGUGCAAGGAAAGAUGAUGUUCGUCGUGAUCGAAAGGGUAAUAUUAUUAGUCAUCAACUGGUGUGUAAUAGGGAAGACUCAAGCAAGUGGAAGGUUGUGCUAUUUGAACCAGAACACAAUCAUGGGUUGACACCUGCAUCCCACGUUCAUUUAAUGCCCUCAUUCAGGGGAUUGACUGAUGGUGACAAGGCUCAAGUAGAUAGUCUAAAGUUGUAUGGGGUGAGAAGUUGCAACAUAAUGAGGCUUUUGAUGGGUCAGAAAGGUGGGCAUGAAUCGGUGGGUUUUCUGAAAAAGGACUUAUAUAAUCAUGUUGAUAAGAAGAAAAGGAUAAGUUUAGGUGCUGGAGAUGCAGCUAGUGCAUUGAGUUAUUUGCAGCGUAAGGGGGAGAAGGAUCCCAUGUUUUUUUUUCAAAUUCACAAGAUCAGCACCUACAAGAAGAACAAGUACAACAAACCGGUUGUUAUCUUUUCUGGUUACAAUCAUCACAAGGAGACUACAAUUUUUGCAUGUGCCUUGGUUUGUGAUGAGACCAUUGAGACUUACAAAUGGGUCCUGAAAGCCUUGGAUGAAGCUAUGUUUGGAAAGCAACCCAAAGUUGUUGUGACUGAUGGAGACAAAUCUAUGCAUAGGCAUGGCAUCGGGUAG